This is a messenger RNA of Penicillium canescens, 216 nucleotides long. RefSeq lists its product as uncharacterized. Bases 1 to 216 code for a protein of 71 amino acids. Lineage: Eukaryota; Fungi; Ascomycota; Eurotiomycetes; Eurotiales; Aspergillaceae. The transcript is spliced from 2 exons. The record is from RefSeq and is a predicted model, not a curated record.
AUGACCCAGAACGUGACUGCUGUGCUUGAGAUCGACAAGCCUCAACAUUGGGAGGACUCGAGUCUGAGCACACACUUUUUUUACGAGGAAACAGCAGGGCCUGUUCAUUGCUCGAUCGCCCAGUGGGCCAUCACAGCCCGUCUCCACAUCCAAGGGUGCUCGAACAUUGAAUCCCCGGAGACGACAUGGGCUUCCCAAGCCGUCACUGGUCUGUGA